Cyclopterus lumpus (lumpfish) is the source of this 2487-nucleotide messenger RNA. It is a transcript of the gene dus3l, whose product is annotated as dihydrouridine synthase 3-like (S. cerevisiae). The transcript is spliced from 16 exons. Lineage: Eukaryota; Metazoa; Chordata; Actinopteri; Perciformes; Cyclopteridae. Gene Ontology annotation, molecular function: metal ion binding; tRNA dihydrouridine synthase activity; flavin adenine dinucleotide binding. The record is from RefSeq and is a predicted model, not a curated record. Bases 379 to 2304 code for a protein of 641 amino acids. Gene Ontology annotation, biological process: tRNA processing.
GACACUCCGGACGUCACCAAACUGCAGCACAACUGUUUCCUCAUGCAGUCGGGUUGUCGCUGCAUGUUGAGGCGUGAGACAGAAGUAUAAUCCACGUUUACUGUAACUUAAUUGUUUAGUAUUCACUUUAAAAAUAAUAAUAAAUUAGCGUCAAAUGCAUUCGCGAGCAAAAGUGGUUCGUUGAGUGUUUGCGUCGGCAGUUAGCCCCCGCGAGCUGGGUGAGAGUCCGCGAGCAUGCUCCAGUAACCGUGAACGGUAACUGUUCAUCUGGGCAACGUUGACAAUAACAGGUCAGCCGACUCCUCCUUUGAACACAGUUUAAUCCGACAGGCAACCCGAGAGAAAAAGGGGAUUUGGAGAAAAGCCUGCGACGGUGUGAUGGAAAAAGCAGCAGAGGAAACCGUUAAAAAGACGACGGAUGUAGCCGUGAAGGGCGAAGCUGCCCUCAAACCACAAUUCCUGACCACCAAAGACAAAUUCCAUGGAUUUGUGGACUCUGGGUGGCAGGGCCCAAAGGGGGGAAAGGCCAGCGAUGGUGACAAAGUAGAGGAGACAAAGGCGACCCCUGUUGAGGAACCUGAAACGAAAAAGCUCAAACUAGACCCUGAGGAGGGGAAUAAGGGCGGCAAACCAGACGGUAAACGUAUUCGGGGACAGAAUAAGUCGCGGCCGCACAUGAAGCAUACCGCCUAUGAUGAAAAGCGACUGUGUCUUUCAGUCAUUCAGGACAACAGGGAAUGUCCUUUCGGAGACAAAUGCCACUUUCACCACAGCGUAGCCGAGUACUUGGCAACGAAGCCCGCUGACAUCGGGGAAAGCUGCUACCUCUAUGACACAUACGGAAAGUGUGGUUAUGGCCUCUGCUGCCGCUUCGCCAUGGCGCACACUACGCCUGACUUCAAAACCAUGGUGAACGCGGAACUAAUUAAGGCCAACGAGGGCAGGACGGCGGUGAGGAACAGCCUGGACAAAGACCUCCAGAUUCGUCUGAGGAAGCGUUCGGUGACCUUCGACAAGUCAGCGGAGUACCUCGAAAUACUUUCGAACAACAAAGACAAAAAAGAACAGCAAGGGAAUGGUGAUGCUCGUGCAGCGGAAGUAUCUACAGAUCCAACUGGAGGGGAGCCGCGUGCGUCUACUGAGGCUGAAGCACAGCUACAGGCCAGCCCAGAUAAACAGCCUCCGGUGAAGACUGUUGGGCCUCUUACUGACGUAGAUGUCAUCAAGUUGCGCCUGUGUGAAAAGAAACAGGUGGACUUUCAAGACAAGCUCUACCUGGCCCCUCUCACAACUUGUGGAAAUCUGCCUUUCCGUCGCGUGUGCAAGCGCUUCGGAGCCGACAUCACCUGUGGGGAGAUGGCCAUGUGCACAAACCUGCUGCAGGGGCAGCAGUCAGAGUGGGCCCUCCUGAAACGGCACGAAAGUGAAGACGUGUUUGGCGUCCAGGUGGAAGGCUGCUUCCCCGACACCAUGACGAGGUGUGCAGAGCUCAUCAACAGCAACAUCGAUGUUGACUUCGUGGACAUCAACUCCGGAUGCCCCAUUGACCUUGUCUACAAGAAGGGCGGAGGCUGCGGCUUGAUGACGCGUACCAAAAAGUUUGAACAGAUAAUCAAGGGAAUGAACUAUGUCCUUGACGUCCCUUUAACAGUCAAGAUCCGCACUGGUGUCCAGGAGAAGUGCAACUUAGCACACAAACUCAUCACAGAGAUGAAGAAGUGGGACGUCUCUAUGAUCACAUUGCAUGGCCGAUCCAAAGAACAGCGCUACACCAAGUUGGCUGACUGGGACUACAUCAACACCUGUUCCAAGCUGGCUAGUCCGGUCCCCCUUUAUGGUAAUGGAGACAUACUGUCCUAUGAAGAUGCCAUGAAAGCAAGAGAGACUGGGGUUUCUGGCAUUAUGAUUGCAAGGGGUGCUCUCAUCAAGCCUUGGAUCUUCACUGAAAUAAAGGAGGGUAGACACUGGGACAUCUCGUCCAACGAGCGACUGGACGUCCUCAGGGAUUUCAGCAACUUCGGUCUGGAGCACUGGGGCUCUGACACUCGAGGUGUGGAGAAAACUCGCACCUUCAUGCUGGAGUGGCUCUCCUUCAUGUGCAGAUAUAUUCCAGUCGGCCUGUUGGAACGGGUGCCUCAGAAGAUCAACGAGAGACCUCCCUACUACCUGGGCAGGAACUACCUGGAGUCACUAAUGGCCAGUCAACAUGUUGGCGACUGGGUCAGGAUUAGUGAAAUGCUACUUGGACCAGUACCAAAGAAUUUCAUCUUCUUGCCCAAACAUAAAGCCAAUGCCUACAAAUGAUUUUCUCUUUCUCUGAACAUCCGGGCCGUUUGUUUUUAUUUGCCGCAGAUAAUAUGAUUUAAAGAAGGGAGAAUCUAUUGUUUUUAAUGUUUAAUUGUUUCAUUCAACCUGUGGUGCAGUAGCCGAAUACAUGCAGUGUUUGUGUACUUAAAAUAUAUGCAAUAAAGUCUUUCGCCACACUAA